Molecule: messenger RNA, 492 nt
Organism: Miscanthus lutarioriparius
Lineage: Eukaryota; Viridiplantae; Streptophyta; Magnoliopsida; Poales; Poaceae
Source: the annotation of a GenBank genome assembly
AUGGCCAGCAGCACCAGCAGCUACCCUCUCGUGCUGCUCCUGCUGCUGGCGGCCACGGCUUUCCGCCGCAGCAGCAGCCACCGAGGCGUCCGGCUGCGGCGGCAACGCGACCACCGCGACGUCAUCGCCGACGGCGUACGAGAUGCUGGAGCGCUCCGCGGGGACGGCAGCUUCGAGGUGUACUUCCCGCGGCCCUGCGAGUUCCUGCUGGCGGGGACGUGGCUGGUCCGGUACGAGCCCCGCGUACGGGGCUCCGUCGCGGCCGGGUCGCUCAUGGCGCUGGACGGGAUCAGCGUGAAGGUGCUCUUCUUGUGGCUCGGCGUCGGCGAGGUGGACCGCGCGGGCGACACGCUCAGCUUCUACGUCGGCCCCGUCGCCACCUCGUUCCCGCUCGACGACUUCGCCGAGAGCCCGCGCUGCCGCGGCUAUGAUGAUGGUGGCGCCGGCGACGACGACGACUUCUUCCCGGCGGCGGCGGCGGCCUCGUCGUGA